AAAAUGACGGAAACAACCGAGCCCGUAUCGGCGUAUCCGAACGGCACUGGGUGGGCUGGCGGGUUGGGACACGGUGUCACUCACCGCCGAUAUAGGAUCUCCAAACAUUCACCACCACUGCCAGUCUGCAGCUACAACUGCAACUUUUGGGUUCUCAGAUCUUCAUUUACUUAGGUGUGUGUCUGUCUGAUCUGCGUCUACAUAAGCUAAGUAUAUAUGCAGCAUUCAGAUUUAGUUUAGUUUGUCUUUUUUAUUUUAUUUAUUAAUUAGUUUGUUGUUUCCUGUUCCUAAAAAAUUUCAUUGAUAUGUUUUCCUUCUCCUCUGGAAUUAUGAUAUAGAUGAACUGGUUUGCAACUGGGUUUGGGAAGCUAUGCUAUGAUGGCUCUCUUCAGGCACAGUGCUGAAUUGUUACCAGAGAGAAAGGAUAAUGUUGUUAUAGAGUUUAAAUCUCUCAAUAGAAAUGAGCACAGGAUUCGUCGUGGGAGGAAAUUUGGUCGCAUAACUAAACAAAGAUUCUCAGUUUGGCUGACUGUGCUUGCAGUGCUCUUUCUGAUCUAUUUGAUAUUUUUUAGCAUAAAAAUGCUCUUUCAUGGUAAAAUGGAAGGUGGCAUUUCAACUUCGAUACAAGUACAAGAAGAAAUUAUGGGAGUAGAUGAAUUAGAUGUUUUAAGGCAAGCAAAAAGCAAGCACCGUAAGAAAUAUCCUCCCUGUGAGGUUGGGCUUUCAGAUUCUGUUGAUCAUCUUGUUGAUGCCAAGGAUUUUGUGAACUUCACACAAUUUUCACUAGAUUAUAUUGACAAAGAAGAGAAACCUUUUGACAAGAGUCUAUCCAGAUUUGGAGGACAACAGAGCCUUGAAGAAAGGGAGAAGUCCUUCUAUGCAAGGAAUCAAACACUUCAUUGUGGCUUUGUGAAAGGACCAGAAGGCUCUCCAAGCACUGGAUUUGAUCUGGAUGCAAAUGAUAAAACAUACAUGAAUACAUGUAAAGUUGUGGUAUCUUCUUGCAUUUUUGGGAACUCUGACUUUUUGAGAAGGCCGACUAGCAAACGGAUAAGUGAAUAUUCUAAGAAAAACGUUUGUUUUGUCAUGUUUGUGGACGAGCAAACACUGUCAAAAUUGUCAUCGGAGGGAAAUUUUCCAAAUGAUGGAGGGUACAUUGGUUUAUGGAAAAUAGUUGUUGUGAGGAACUUACCUUACAAGGACAUGCGGAGAACUGGAAAAGUGCCAAAAUUUUUGUCGCACCGCCUUUUCCCUUCUUCCAUGUAUUCUAUUUGGCUUGACAGCAAAAUGAGGCUCAAUACUGAUCCAAUGCUGAUUCUUGAGUACUUUUUGUGGCGGAUGAGGUCAGAGUAUGCUAUUUCAAACCAUUAUGAUCGCCACUGUGUCUGGGAGGAGGUACUUCAAAAUAAGCGUCUAAAUAAGUACAAUCACUCGGCCAUCGAUGAGCAGUUUAAUUUUUACCAGUCUGAUGGUCUCACGAAGUUUGACCCUUCAGACCCAAAUAAUCCUAUUCCAAGUUAUGUACCUGAAGGCUCCUUUAUUGUGCGGGCCCAUACACCAAUGUCAAAUUUAUUUUCAUGCCUUUGGUUCAAUGAAGUUGACCGAUUUACUUCACGUGAUCAACUAAGCUUUGCAUAUACUUACUUGAAACUGAGGAGGAUGAAUCCAGAUAGACCUUUUUUCCUAAAUAUGUUCAAGGAUUGUGAGCGCAGAGCGCUAGCAAAGCUAUUUCGGCACAAGGCGGUGCCUUCACCUCCACCUGCUCCUUGAUCCAUUGAAAUUCUUUUGGCGUAAGCCUGUAAAAUUAAGGGAUGGCGUGAUUCUGGGCAUCCUAUCCAAGAACUCAUACGUGUGCUCACCUGGUUACUCAUGUAUCUAUGGUGUAUUUUCUUCUUGUUUUCCAAUUUUGCCUAAUGAGAGGUUACCUGUUAUAGCUUUCUUGGUUAUCAUUCAGAAACUGAUCAUGUGUAAAAAACCAAAACGGUGAUUAGAUACUUGUACAGAAGUGGAAGUAGUUAUAAAGUUCAACUACACAACUGUGGAUUUUUUGUAUGCC
Vitis riparia (riverbank grape) is the source of this 2056-nucleotide messenger RNA. RefSeq lists its product as uncharacterized. The record is from RefSeq and is a predicted model, not a curated record. The coding region runs from base 376 to 1770 and encodes 464 amino acids. NCBI's taxonomy places the organism in Eukaryota, Viridiplantae, Streptophyta, Magnoliopsida, Vitales, Vitaceae. The transcript has 9 exons.